Molecule: messenger RNA, 900 nt
Organism: Trypanosoma theileri
Lineage: Eukaryota; Euglenozoa; Kinetoplastea; Trypanosomatida; Trypanosomatidae
Exons: 1
Coding region: 1-900 (299 amino acids)
Source: RefSeq, a predicted model, not a curated record
AUGAUUAGAGAUAAUAAAGCCUGGAGGAGAGCACUCAGACAGCGUGAUGUCCAAGAAUGCCUUGCACCCUCGUCAAGAGCGGCAAAAUCAAAUAUGGGGCCUCUUUUUCGUCGUGGCUGCACUGACAACGUCUACAGUUUACGGUUUGUAAACUUUUUGCGUGCAUCCGAUGAUUCGUCUCCAAACACUCGUGAGAGACAAAAAGCACUCCAACAGCGCAUGCAGGCAUUGUGGAAUCCAAGUACAAAAAUCUCCAGUUGCUCUUCUGAUACUUUACUCCAUAACCUCCUUUUGCACCAGCUAAAGUUACAUGGGUUUUCCUUGGGCUACAAGGAAAGUCGUGAUGCUAUAUUAAAGGAACAAGUGCGUGAGGCCUCUCAACGUCGGAAAAAACAAAACACACAGGAAGAAAAGGAAAGAAUAGAGAAUUAUAGGCAAAAAGAGAACGAAAUUUGUAAUAACGAAUUUCAACAGCGAAAGCUAAUUAUGAAUAAGGAAAAACAACGCCGAGAUAGAAUAGUUGCUGACAUGCACGAACAAGAAUUGAUCAUAAUGACCAAUGCUGAGUUCGCUCAACGGCGAAAAAUAUUCCAAGAAGCAUAUGCUCAAUAUAAUAGCAUAAGAGAAGAGGCAGAUAGAGAACUUCAGUCAAUAACUGGAAUAUCAUUGGUACAUUUAAAAGAAUACUUUGGUAUCAUACAACAAGAAAAAGAUCAACGACACAACAUUAUACAUCUCUUUCAAAAACAAAGAAAAUCUAUGAAAACACAGCUACACAUGCAACUACAAAAAUUGGUGCACGCAGAAAUUGAGCGGAUAACUCAACAAGAGAAAAUCAUCCACCAGUUAAUACAGCUCAACAGUACGAUACAAGGCAGUGUACUACAUCAGCAAAAGUAG